AUGAGAUUCAGUCGCCUUGUUCUAGCGUUUGGACUCUUGUGUCCGGCCCUCGCGGCGACCGUCACCUACAAUUUCACCAUUGAGUGGGUGACAGCCAAUCCAGAUGGAGCGUUCAACAGGCCGACGAUAGGCAUCAACGGCCAGUGGCCCAUUCCUCGCAUCGAUGCCAACAUCGACCAACCUGGCACAUACUGGUAUCACUCACAUACCCAGAGCCAGUACCCAGAUGGUCUGAGAGGCCCUCUGGUCAUUCACGACCCAGACUCACCCUUCAAAGACGAGUACAGCGAGGAGAUCGUGUUGACUCUCUCGGAUUGGUACCAUGAGCAGAUGCAAGUUCUCAUUCCUCAAUUCUUGACAAAGUCAAAUCCAACGGGCGCCGAACCGGUCCCACAAGCAGCUUUGAUGAACGAAACACAGAACCUGGCCCUGUCCGUCGAGCCCGGCAAGACGUACUUGAUCAGGGUCAUCAACAUGGCGGCUUUUGCCGCCCAGUAUUUCUGGUUCGAAGGACACAACAUCUCCAUUGUCGAGGUUGAUGGUAUCUACACCAAGCCCGCAGAAGCCAGCAUGAUUUACUUGGCUGCGGCGCAAAGAUGCAGCUUCUUGUUGACGACUCGAAACGACACAAGCCAGAACUUUCCAAUUGUGGGAAGUAUGGACACCGACCUUUUCGACCAACUGCCUGAUGACCUCAACUGGAAUGUAACCGGCUGGCUGGUGUACGACGACGCGAAAGAUAAGCCGGCACCUGCGAUCGUUGACACUUUCGAGCCGUUCGAUGACAUGACACUGGUUCCUCAAGAUGAGCUGGAAAGGUACGGGGAGCCUGGCCAUACCGUCGAGCUCGAUGUGGUCAUGGGCAACCUGGGCGAUGGCGCCAAUUAUGCCUUCUUCAACAACAUAACAUACGCGCAUCCCAAGGUCCCGACUCUGUACACUGCGCUCACAUCCGGAGAUUUUGCGACGAACCCCCAGGUGUACGGUGAAUACACUCACAGCUUCGUCCUGGAGAAGGAUGAAAUUGUUCAGAUUGUCCUGAACAACCUUGACCCCGGACGACACCCCUUCCACCUUCACGGCCACGCCUUCCAGGCGCUUCACCGAUCUGUCGAAGAAGCUGGCACAUUUGAGGAUGCUCAUCUGACUGAGGAUGAUUUCCCCAAGGUUCCCAUGCGACGCGAUACCCUGGUCGUGUGGCCAAACGGGAACAUCGUCUUGAGGUUCAAGGCAGACAACCCUGGCAUCUGGUUAUUCCAUUGCCACAUUGAGUGGCAUGUCACGUCAGGUCUCAUGGCGACCUUUGUUGAAGCCCCUCUAGAGCUCCAAAAGACAAUCGCCAUCCCGCAAGACCAUUUCGAUGUCUGCACAGCAGGUGAUGUGCCUGUCGCGGGGAAUGCCGCAGCAAAUACGCAGAACUUGUUGGACCUUAAGGGCCAAAAUACCCCACCACGACCUCUACCAGGAGGCUUUACUACUCGGGGCAUAGUCGCUUUCGUCUUCAGCUGCAUCGCUGGCGUCCUGGGCGUUUGCGUUGUUGCAUGGUAUGGCUUGGCUGGUCCCACGGGCGGAGAGCCCGGCUUCCAAGAAGACAAUGACUUGGUGACUAGCGAAGAUUCGAGAGCCCUGCCCGAUGCGCUGGCGAGAGCGAAUGGUACCGAGACUGAAACUCAUGGCAUCAAAUCAGCUUGAUAGGCCACUAAGUGUGCAUAUGUUACGGCAUUGGCGAAGAGAAUAUGUCUGUAGGAGUAUCUGAGAGACAUCGAGACGGAGAAAGAGGCGAAAUGUACGGAGUCAACUCUGCAUGGGCUCCCAAGUCACGGAAGGGCUUGCUUGGGAAUGUGGUGUAUCCGCGAAAUAUUUCUGAGCCUGAAGUGAAAUGAACACCCCGCUUUCAAAUC
Molecule: messenger RNA, 1901 nt
Organism: Verticillium alfalfae VaMs.102
Lineage: Eukaryota; Fungi; Ascomycota; Sordariomycetes; Glomerellales; Plectosphaerellaceae
Product: iron transport multicopper oxidase FET3
Exons: 5
Coding region: 1-1692 (563 amino acids)
Biological process (GO): cellular response to iron ion starvation; reductive iron assimilation
Cellular component (GO): high-affinity iron permease complex
Molecular function (GO): ferroxidase activity; copper ion binding
Source: RefSeq, a predicted model, not a curated record